AUUGCGCAGAAUCUGGGGGCGUCGAACGAAGAGCCAUCUUGGUAGUUUCUGUGUCGUAGAGGAGGAUUUUAUCUGUGAUAAUCGGUGUAAUUUAAGGCCCUGUGCUAAUUCCCAUCAAACGUUUUAUGGUGUGAAAGCUUUCUUUAUUUUGUGGAACUGUGUAUUACUGCAGAAUUCCGCGUUACUCGUCAUUGUUCGCGAAUCGGAUAGCGGAGUCUGCGGCUCAGGAAUGGCAAAUAAAGAUGAUGAGUACGACUACCUUUUUAAAGUGGUCCUCAUAGGAGAUUCGGGAGUGGGCAAAAGUAACUUGCUGUCUCGGUUUACGCGGAAUGAGUUCAACUUGGAGAGCAAGAGUACCAUUGGAGUAGAGUUUGCCACACGUUCGAUUCAAGUAGAUGGCAAGACCAUCAAGGCCCAAAUAUGGGACACAGCUGGACAAGAAAGAUACAGGGCCAUAACAAGCGCAUACUACAGAGGAGCCGUUGGGGCACUACUUGUGUAUGACAUUGCGAAGCACUUGACCUAUGAAAACGUGGAACGCUGGUUGAAAGAACUGAAAGACCAUGCAGACCAGAAUAUAGUAAUUAUGCUGGUGGGAAAUAAGAAUGACCUGCGACACCUAAGGGCUGUGCCUACAGACGAGGCUAAGGCUUUUGCAGAGAAAAACAAACUGUCAUUCAUAGAGACAUCUGCACUAGACUCCACAAAUGUAGAAGCUGCCUUUCAACAAAUUUUAACAGACAUCUACCACAUCGUGUCACAAAAGCAGAUCCGGAGUGAAAACGACCACGACCCUUCCCCAUCUCGCGACAACAUCCCUAUCACCAUUGCUCCAACGGAUCCGACGGACACACGCAAGAAGUCGUGUGCCUGCCAACAGUAGUGGUAUCCAGUGGAGGGAAAAAUGCUGAACCCUUGUAAAGUACCCUUUAGCUGAGCACCAUGGCCUCUUUUCUUCCCUUCGCCCCCUCUUUCCCAGUCGCAUCCCUUCGCCCUGCAGCCUCCAGAAGGGAACACCCAUGGCCGUUGGACUUGCUUAGCAGUCACUGUGAAGCUCUCCUUUUUUUUACACCAAUCAACCGUGUUGCUUUACCCUCUUCUUUGCACGUUUAUGGCGAUUCCAGCUGCGAAAAAGUGGGCAAAGUACGUGAGGACACGAAAAAAAAUGGGGCUGGGUAAGAGUUUUGUUUCUGUAUUUGUGUAUGUAUUGCGAAUAAAGAGGCACUCGUGGAAGAAUAAUUGAUAGCUCAAUCCACUCUGGCAGUGGGACGAUGGAACGUGCGAGAGGUGAUGUCCUGCUUUUUUGCUCUUUUAUUUACAAGUGCUGCAACAUUUAGUAAAUGUGAUUGUUUAUUAAAAAGGGGAGGGAAAAUUGUGAUUGUUGCACAGAUGCUGUAGAUGAAGUGCUUUAUAUUUUGUUUAUUGAGCUUCCGACCGCUCGUCCUCUUCAUGUGCACAGCUGCAUUGUGCACAGGUGGUACGCCCUUGGUACUUGCGUCGAUUGUGGGAGCCAGUGGUUGAAGAAAGCAAUAGCUUCAUUGUGAAGACUGAAUUGGAUAGUUAACUAUGCGUACUACACUGGUGCACAAGAACUGUCUAUGCACAUGUCAGACGACAGUGCAAGGAGCUUUUUCUUUUGAGUUUGCAUAGGUGUAUAUUCAGCCAUGAGGCAGGUUUACUGCAUCACUGGAGAGAGACUUUGUACUUCUCUGAUUGUACAUGGAUGACUGUUGCUUGGAUGUUUCUUUGAUGCCAUAAGACACGUGUGGUUGGAAGUCCUAUGCAUCUGAGACAGUGCUGACUUGCUUGUCCAAAACCUGUCUGGCUCCCAAUAAUAUCAAGUAGCAGUUAGCACUUGUGUCGGACGCUAUAGAGGCUUUGUCAUCCUGUAUAUAUUAUCAAUAAAAAAAUUGCAGAUGGAA
Messenger RNA from Ornithodoros turicata, 1922 nucleotides. It is a transcript of the gene Rab11, whose product is annotated as ras-related protein Rab-11A-like. The coding region runs from base 230 to 883 and encodes 217 amino acids. The record is from RefSeq and is a predicted model, not a curated record. Gene Ontology annotation, biological process: exocytosis. Gene Ontology annotation, cellular component: Golgi apparatus; recycling endosome. The transcript is spliced from 5 exons. Gene Ontology annotation, molecular function: GTP binding; GTPase activity. NCBI's taxonomy places the organism in Eukaryota, Metazoa, Arthropoda, Arachnida, Ixodida, Argasidae.